Vespa crabro (European hornet) is the source of this 4520-nucleotide messenger RNA. RefSeq names its product probable myosin light chain kinase DDB_G0279831. Gene Ontology annotation, biological process: positive regulation of protein kinase activity; protein phosphorylation; intracellular signal transduction. Gene Ontology annotation, cellular component: cytoplasm. Bases 777 to 4262 code for a protein of 1161 amino acids. The transcript is spliced from 11 exons. Gene Ontology annotation, molecular function: calmodulin binding; calcium/calmodulin-dependent protein kinase activity; ATP binding. The record is from RefSeq and is a predicted model, not a curated record. Lineage: Eukaryota; Metazoa; Arthropoda; Insecta; Hymenoptera; Vespidae.
AGUCAUCCUUCUUAAAAUCAUAUAACCCAUGUUAGUACUAGCUUAAUACUUUCUUUUGAUUAAGAAAGAAAGAAAGAGAGAGAGAGAGAGAGAGAGAGAGAGAGAGUGAGAGAGAGAGAGAGAAAGGAGGAGAUGGGGUGGGAGUGGUAGGGAGGAAGGCAGAGUGAUAGAAAAAAAAAAUAAGAGAAAGGUAAUGGCCUUAUAUGAGUGCGCCGAUAGAAAAUAUUUAAAACACAAUCAAUCGACAUAAUAAAUAAACAAAUUCUGGAUCAUGUCGUCCGAAUGGAUAUCCAUAGAGUCGAAAAAUAAUACGAAAGAUCUAUAUCGUUAAAGGAUAAAGAAUUUUUUUUUCUUAUCCCUGUGGAUCGUCCGUCCAUCCGUACGUCCCGUUUCAUUGCGUCGUUACGUUGACUGGAGGAGGAUUGAAGAAGAAAGGAAGAAAAAACAAAAAAAAAGAGAAAAAGAAAAAAACAAAGGAAAAAAAAGAAGAAUAAUUUCAUCGAAAUUACGAUAAAAUUAUGGCAUCAUCGAGGUGACGUCAUCGAUCGCAAGGAAAAAAAACAAAACGAACAAACAAAAACAGAAGAAAGAGGACGAAGAAGAUUUUUCUUUCUAAUAAGGAUCUCUUCGUUUUUUAUUUAUUCUUUUUUUUCUUUCUUUCUUUCUUUUUUUUUUUUUUUUUUUCUCUCUCUCUAUCACCAACACCGUUAGAAUUAGAAUCCAAAUGAUUUCAAGAUCGACGUCGAAGGGACAGAGACGUCUUCCAAUGGAUCGAGAUGAAGCUGAACGAUAACAUAACAAUGGAGGCCUGCAACAUAUGGGGAAACGUUUGCCCGCAAAUAUGCCGUCGGCCAAAAAUCGGCGAUAUACCGAAAUACGACGCAGUAGACGAGGAAUCACCGGGCUCGUCCACGAAGAAACUGACGGUUUCACCGUCGGAAAUCGAAAAGAACUUACCUUUGGAAAUACCAUUGGAAUCGAAGAUAGAAAAUCCUGUUUAUCCUUUGACAGUGACAUCCAAUCGAGGGGAAAUAUAUCCAGGCACGAGGAUUAUCGAACAAAAAAGAGAUGACGAACCGUUAAGGUGUCAAGUAGAAAAAACCUUUUCUCGUAUGUCAACAGGCGAAAUCCUGGAUCCUUACGAUUUGAAAAAGGAACGAAAGGAGAUUCUUUAUGAUACGCGUUUGAAAAAUAACGAGAGUAUCAUCGAAAAACAGUUGUCAACGGCGAUACCCAUCGACAAGAUAUCUUACGAUUUUGAAAAAAGAUCCGAAUUGCAUAUAGAAAGGAUCGCUAAGGAAUUCGAAGAUCCAAAAUGGAGGAAUGCGUCGUCGUCUCUUAGCUCGGAUAACGUCAGGAUACCGUCCAGUCCGGAAGAGACGUCGGAUUCGGAGAUAAUCGAGGUACGAAAGGACAGUGCGUUAUUUCUCGAGGAGGCCGAGGGUUUCGAUCAACGUGAAUUUGCAAGAAGGUAUAGCUCGUUGAGAUUCUCAAGGCCACGUAGAGAAAGCAGCGGAUACUCUAGUAAUCUUGGGACAUUCGACGAGGACAGAAGGAACUCGACUAACGUAGACGUUCUACAAGAUUUAUUAAAGGAAAGACGUAGAUCAUCGGCGAAACGUAACAAUUCACGAUUUGGAGAAGACGAAUCUCGUUACUCAAUCGUCCCGAGCAAUAACAAUAACGUUUUAGAAAGGAUGCCGACUACUGAGAUCCAUAGGAAGCUUUCGAGCUCGGGUUUGGAUAUGCCUGACAUCGAGGAAGUUAAAGAACUUGUUAAGGACGAUUCAACUUCGUCCUUAUCGCAGGAAAAUCUUGAUGGAAAUCUUGUCGAUCAUGAAAACCAGCAAUCUCGAAAUCCGUCGAUUCCUUCAACAAACGAGACUUCUACUAUUACUAUCACUACUACUACUUCUACUACUACUACUACUACGAUUACAACUACAGCUACUAGUUCGUGCGAUAAAUCCUUCGAAUCGGAUAAUUGUCGUACGAUGGAAACGACAGGACGUACAAUUGUUUGCGAUCCGUACGAUUCGACGAGUUUAAAAGAGGCCAUCGCGGUAUUGGUUACAAAAAGGGAUGAAGAUGUUAAAUCUAAUACGACAAUAAAAAGUGAAAAUCGCGAGAGGGAAUCGAACAACGAUAAGAAAACUUUUGAAAGAUUUCGUGAGGAAUCAAGAUGCGAAUCCUCGAAGGAUGAGAAUAAAAGUGGGAUUGAAAACGAGGGAAGAUACGAUAGAAGAGAAAGGAGAAGAAUGAAAUCGAUCGAGAUCGAAAAUCGGGAAUCAAAUAUGACGGAUAUUUUUUCAAGGUCGGCCAAAGUUUAUCGUUUUAUAUCAACGCAAUCGGAGGACCAAGUGGACGAGAGAUUGGAGAACAUAGAUGUUUGUUCGCAAGAUAGAAGGAUCUCGUUGCAGAUAACGGGAGGAGCAGGAGAAGGAGGAGAAGGUGAAGUAAGAGCUGGAAGAGAUGACGAGGAGAAAAGGAAAGAGGAAUCGAGGGAGCCGAUUUUUAAAUUAUCCGAGUAUAGAUCGAGUACGACGAAUGUCGUCGAGUCAACGUGUACAAGAAUCGUUGGAUCGAUCGACGACGAUAAGGGAAAUGAUGCUAAUAAUAUCGAACGAGUAGUCGUUUCAAGGAACGUAUCUGGAGUUACCGCUUUAGCUGCACCAUCGUCAUUUAGAAAAUUGUCCUCUUCCGUUGGCGAGCUAAGUUAUGGUGGUGGUUGUGGUAGUACUACUACUACUACUACCACUACUACUACUACUACUACUGCUACUACUACUAUUGCUACUACUACUACUACUACUACUGCCACUACUACUACUCUUCAUCGUGUACUCCCAGACGUUGCUCCUGUCUCGGUCAGACCUAUAUAUCCUUAUUGUCCUUAUUCUCCUUACGGUAGUCCCCAGGGAUCGCCGAGGAAUCGGAGGAGACCUCUCAGGGAGAGUAGGAGAGUUUCCAUCGAUAACACUCAAGGUGGAUUACAGUUGAACCAGUACAGAUUGUUGGACAAUAUCGGACAGGGUUCAUACGGUAUCGUAAAGUUAGCUUACAACGAGGAAGACGAUACACACUAUGCGAUGAAGAUAUUAAGCAAAAGGAAACUGAUGAAGAAGGCUGGUAUUUUCGGUAGAAUGGCACCCGGUAGAAAGGGUACCGCGGAUCCUUUGGCUAAGGUAUACAGAGAGAUAGCUCUAUUGAAGAAACUGGAUCAUCCGAACGUCGUCAAGUUGGUCGAAGUACUCGACGACCCGGAUGAGGAUAAUCUUUACUUGGUAUUCGAGUUGGUACAGAAGGGAGAAGUUCUACAGAUACCAACCGACAAGCCGCUCGAUGAGGAUACAGCAAGGAAGAAUUUUCGGGACGUCGUUAUGGGUGUCGAAUAUCUACAUUAUCAACGAAUAGUACAUCGCGAUAUUAAACCGAGCAACCUUCUGGUGGAUAGCGAUGGGCGCAUAAAGAUCGCCGAUUUGGGUGUUAGCGCGGAAUUAAGGACAUCCGGAGAAUUGUUAUCUGGACCAGCCGGUACACCGGCUUUCGCAGCACCGGAAACAACCACGCCCGAUGCUCAUUAUUCCGGAACGCCAUGCGACGUUUGGUCAAUGGGCGUGACACUUUAUUCCCUGGUUACCGGAAGAGUACCUUGGGACGGUGCAGGAAGUAUAAUAGGCGUUCAUGCUGCCAUACGUUCGGAACCUUUAAAAUUUCCAGAGAAUCCGACCCUCUCGAAGGAUCUAAAGGAUCUCAUUGUAAGGAUGCUGACGAAGGAGCCAACCGAGAGAAUAUCAUUGCAAAGAUUGAAGGAACACGAUUGGUUAACGGAUACUGGAAAGGAUCCAUUGCCGAGCGAAGCGGACAAUUGUCGACUUCCGGUUACGGUUACCGACGAGGAAGUAGAAAGAGUCGUAACCAAAGUACCCAAACUGGACACAUUGAUUCUCAUUAAGAAAAUGCUCAAGCAGCAUAGUUUUCAAAAUCCUUUUCUACCGAAGAAAAUUAGUAGAACUUUAGGCAACGACGGUGACCCAGUGACGGAGUCUUCUCUACCUUUAGAAAGGACUACGGAAUCCUUGGUCCAACGUUCUGUUACACCGAGAAACAUCAAAACCGAGAGAUUUCAGAGAUCAGGUAGAAGCAAUUCGGCACCGGAUUCGUACGAUUGGCAGGCUAAUAACAGGCAAAUAUCAAUGGAGAGUCCUUUGCCCCCAGUGACGGAAGCGUCGAAUCAAGAAGCGGAAAUUGAGAGGCGGUGAUACGUUCGUCAGUAACACGCUCGAUAAUUAAUUAAAAGCAGCUGUGACGAGAUCGUAGACGAAUGUUCGUCUCGAUUGAACCAACGAAAAUCAUUCUUCCACGAAAGUCUUAUCGAUCUUUAUCGCUCGUUAUCUUUUGUUCUUUCUUUCUUUAUAUGAACAUGAGAUAAGAUAGGGAAAUAAUAAUAAUGUUAAUAUUAAUAUUAAUAAUAUAAAUAAAUAAAUAAAUAAAUAAAUAAAUAAAUAAAUAAAUAAAUA